Messenger RNA from Cercopithifilaria johnstoni, 996 nucleotides. The record is from the annotation of a GenBank genome assembly. NCBI's taxonomy places the organism in Eukaryota, Metazoa, Nematoda, Chromadorea, Rhabditida, Onchocercidae.
AUGGGACAGUUUUAUCAAUCAGCUCAGACUAUGCGACAACGCAUGUAUCAUUUUGUUACCGGUCUACAAAUUAUUUCAAGUUUCUUAUCAUUAUUGAUAUUAUGCAUUACGUUACCUCUUAUGUAUAAUAAUGUUCAAACAACAAUUGAUUAUGUUGAUAAUGGAAUGUUAUUCUGUGAGCAUUCAAAUGAAGAAGCAUUGCUGGAAAUAGAACGAGGCAAAUCAUAUAGUGCUUCAAAUAGGACGAAACGUCAAACAUAUGAUCAGAAUGAUGGUUAUCAGACAUUGAAUUCGUUUCAAAAAAAUUUUAUGACGGAUGAAGUAACUGGUACACCGAUUGAAACAGAAUGUCCAGGUUGCUGUAUUCCUGGUCCGCCAGGACCACGUGGUGCAAGAGGUACACCUGGAAAGCCCGGAGCUCCUGGGCCAGCAGGAAAACCUGGCAUUCCUGGAACAACUCCAAAUCAAACAUGCCCAAUACAAACAAAUCGACCGCUUCCGCCGUGUCGUCCAUGCCCAAAAGGUCCUCCGGGUAUCAAGGGUUGGCCUGGAUUUCCAGGCGAUCCCGGUCCAGUUGGCGAACCUGGAGCAAAGGGUAAAGAUGGUGAAGAUGGCGAACCAGGUGAACCGGGACCACAAGGUCCGCCAGGUUUUCAAGGUGGUCCAGGUGUGCCAGGUGAUAAAGGCCCAACACCAGAAGGUGAACUUAGAGAAGGCCCACCUGGAGAUCCAGGACCAGUAGGACCCGUUGGUGCUCCUGGUCUUCCAGGAUUACCUGGUCGAAAUGGAAUGACAGGACCACAAGGCGAACGUGGUUGGCCAGGUUUACCAGGUGAACCGGGUGAGCCCGGAUAUCCUGGCCCAGAAGGUCCACCAGGUGAACAAGGACCUCCAGGCGAACCAGGAAUAUGUGUUUGUCAGAAUGUUAACUCAAUUAUUCUCGUGAAUCCAUCUGCUUCUCAACCUCUGCUACCGGAACAUGUGGAAAUUGAUUAA